Messenger RNA from Chlorella variabilis, 768 nucleotides. RefSeq lists its product as hypothetical. The record is from RefSeq and is a predicted model, not a curated record. Gene Ontology annotation, cellular component: PCNA complex. The coding region runs from base 1 to 768 and encodes 255 amino acids. Gene Ontology annotation, molecular function: DNA polymerase processivity factor activity; DNA binding. NCBI's taxonomy places the organism in Eukaryota, Viridiplantae, Chlorophyta, Trebouxiophyceae, Chlorellales, Chlorellaceae. The transcript has 9 exons. Gene Ontology annotation, biological process: regulation of DNA replication; mismatch repair; translesion synthesis.
AUGUUUGAGGCACGGCUGGUGCUGGAGGCGGUCAAGGAGCUGAUCACGGAGGCCAACUUCGAGGUCAGCGGCGGCGGCAUCACGCUGCAAGCCAUGGAUUCCUCCCACGUCUCGCUGGUCGCCCUCUCCCUGCGCUCCGACGGCUUUGAGCACUUCCGCGCCGACCGCUCGUUCAGCAUGGGCAUGAACCUGAACAACAUGGCCAAGAUGCUCAAGUGCGCCGCAAACGACGAUGUGAUCACCAUGAAGGCAGAGGAGAACAGCGAUGUGGUGACCUUCCUGUUUGAGAGCGCAGGCCAGGGGCGCGUGAGCGAGUUUGAGCUGAAGCUGAUGGACAUCACCAGCGAGAACCUGGGCAUACCAGACACAGAGUACUCGGCCACGGUGUCCAUGCCCAGCACCGAGUUCCAGCGGAUAACCAAGGACCUGGGCAGCAUCGGGGACACGGUGGAGAUCAGCGUGACCAAGGACGGCGUCAAGUUUUCCACCAACGGCGACAUCGGCUCCGCCAACGUCAUCUGCCGACAGAACCUGAACGUGGAGAAGCAGGAGGAGCAGACGGUGAUCGACAUGCACGAGCCGGUGAGCCUCACCUUUGCGCUGCGCUACCUCACGUCCUUCACCAAGGCCACAGCCCUGUCCCCCUCGGUGGUCAUCAAGCUGAGCAAGGAGCUGCCCGUGGUGGUGGAGUACAAGGUGGCCGACUUUGGGUAUGUGAGGUACUACCUGGCGCCCAAGAUCGAGGAUGAGGAGAUGGAGGAGCAGUGA